Esox lucius (northern pike) is the source of this 8385-nucleotide messenger RNA. It is a transcript of the gene glis2b, whose product is annotated as GLIS family zinc finger 2b. Bases 946 to 2496 code for a protein of 516 amino acids. Lineage: Eukaryota; Metazoa; Chordata; Actinopteri; Esociformes; Esocidae. Gene Ontology annotation, cellular component: nucleus. Gene Ontology annotation, biological process: regulation of transcription by RNA polymerase II; smoothened signaling pathway. The record is from RefSeq and is a predicted model, not a curated record. The transcript is spliced from 7 exons. Gene Ontology annotation, molecular function: DNA-binding transcription factor activity, RNA polymerase II-specific; RNA polymerase II cis-regulatory region sequence-specific DNA binding.
GUUGAGAGAGACUUUUGGAGUUGAUCCGAGGACUGCCCAUGUUGGAUGGGCGGAGCAGUAAGCAUGCGCUGAGCUGGCAGCUCCGGGGCUAGUCCGCUGCGCGCGAGUAGAGGGAGACACGGGCUGGCUCGGGUUCGGGUGUGCUGUGUCUGCUCGCCUCUCAGACGGCCGCAGGGUUACUACCACCGUACCACUCACGUCUUCUUGAGGGCUGAAUAGGCGAACAGAAAAGAGCAAAUAAGAGGGAAAUACAAGAAAAGCUAUAAGGACAACACCUCUGGUUAUAACCACAGGGAGUCGGCAUCUGGAAACGUAGGGAGCGAAGAAGACCCCCCUCGCGACAUCUCUCGGCUCUGUAUCGCACAACGCACCCUUCCUAUAGGCUACCCCCUGGAGAACGACCACCCAUUGAACACCCUACUUGACCAGCGUUGCCAUUAAGCGAUGCAAUUGGAAUCCAUGACGAAAUAGAACGGGUUAUUUUGAUGCAUUUUAUACGGUCUUUAUUUUCCAAAACGGAACAGUUUAGACUACGGAUACAGUUUCGGUGUUUACACAAGAAAUUCACGAGUUUCUGGUGGCGUGAAAUUUUCUCAUCCCCGGUAAUUGACAACGACACAAGGCUAUUACCUUGUGUUGCUAGUGGAGUCUUAUCAUCCUUGUUUCUUUCCCGUUUAGACAAUUGUCUUUUCUUUUUCUGUUUUCAAUUUUAUACAUAUGGCCUAGGAAUCUACCGCCUCACUUGACACAAUAUAUUUAUUCAGACGUAUCAGUUCGUUUUUACUUCGAACAAAGACAACGUAAUUAAAAAGAAAACGUUUAAGCUAAUCGAAAGGAUUUUUUUUUUUUUUACAAAUACACCGAGUGGAAAGUUUGGUUACGAAGAGGGAAGAAAGCUCUGCAAUAUCCACGGGAUUUUUCUCAAAGGUGGGGCGGGCUGCAGCCAUGCUGUCCCUGGAUGAGCCACUGGACUUGAAACUGCCCCGAGGGCGGGUAAACAGGGCUGCGCGGUCGCCGCCCACCCUUUCCCCCAUCCAUGCCAAACGGGCCCGGCAGCUCCGCAUGGCCGACGAUGGCACUGCCGUCAUCGUGCCUGCAUCCCCUGCCUCACCCCACACAGGUGUGCCCGUGGUCCCCCAGGAGAGGCCAGAAAUUCCCCCCACGCCCCCAGCCGUGGAUCUCAGCAUGUCCCCCUCCUCCCGACACACCUCCAGUUCCCCAGAGACAGCCAAUGGAAACGGGGUCUCCCACCACAUCCUCGCAGGGGAGUCAGCUCACAUCCGUUACGUGGAUAGCGGCGCCUCCUCGCAAGCCUUCCAGUUCUUUGUGCCGAUUGGUGCUGGGGGCGGACUCCACCUGCCAUCUUCCAUGUUCAUUGGCCAGCCCGGCGACAAGCGGGCGUCUCCCGAUCUCUCAGCGGAUGAACAGCUGGCCUGCCGUUGGAGGAAGUGUCACCUCCUCUUCGACUGCCUACAGGACCUGGUGGACCAUGUCAACGACUUCCAUGUCAAACCUGAGAAGGAUUCUGGGUACUGCUGCCACUGGGACGGCUGUGCUCGCAAGGGGCGGGGCUUCAAUGCCAGAUACAAAAUGCUGAUCCACAUUCGUACCCACACCAAUGAGAAGCCUCACCGCUGCCCCACAUGCAACAAGAGCUUCUCUCGCCUGGAGAACCUCAAGAUACACAACCGCUCACACACAGGAGAGAAGCCCUACAUCUGUCCAUACGAGGGGUGUAACAAGCGCUACUCCAACUCCAGUGACCGCUUCAAGCACACGCGAACCCACUACGUCGACAAGCCCUACUAUUGCAAGAUGGCCGGAUGCCUGAAGCGCUACACGGACCCCAGCUCCCUCCGCAAGCACAUCAAGGCCCACGGCCACUUUGUCGCCCAGGAGCAAAGCUCUCCGGGCGGACUGGGCUCACUGCUCAAGGGGGGUCCGCCGGUGGCGGGAAUUGGCGGCGGGCGGGGCAAGCUGGGGGAGUCAGAGCUGAGCUACCUCAGCGGGGCCCACAUCAUCAUCCCUAGUGCCGCUGCCUCUCUCCUCGGGGGCCACGCCCUGCAGGGCCUGGGCGGGUCCAUCUCCCUGUCCCCGCUGAGUCCCCUCAGCCCACGUCCGCUGGAUCUGAGUGCGCUGGGGGGCCCCAGUUCACCUUCCCCCACCUCCAUCCUGUCCUUCAGUGGCUCUCCCCUGAGCCUGGCCACCAAGUCAUCCCUGGGGCUGUCCUCGUCCUUCCCCUCCGCCGCCCUGGGGCUCAGCCCUGCUGUGGUGCCCGUGUCCCUGGGAGGAUCCGUGGGCUCGCCCUCGCUGGAACGCAGGCCCCACCACCACCACGGCCACCGGCGCAAGGGGAAAACUGCGGGGGAGGAAGGGGAGGACGAGCUGCACUCCGGGGGGGUGCUGAACCUCUCCACGGGGGCGUCCCACGACCCCCUGUCCUGGGUGGUCAUCCCUCCUGGCACAGUGGUGCUCAAGCCAGCUGUGGUCAACUGACACAAACACACACAUUCCGGAAGAGCUCAGGGGUGGGAGAGGGUGGGGUCAGAGGUCAGAGGUUGGCCCGCUGCACGGAGAGAAGCUGAGAAAAGUUGAAAGAGAGACAGGUUAAAAACAAAGUAAACUUUAAAACUCCACACUUCCGUGAAUUGGCUCUGACAAGAAAAAAGAGGUGUCUUUUCACUUGGGUAGCGGCAAAUUGUAGGACCAACAGACACUCCUUUGAAAAGCACAUUUCAAUCAUGCUGUUUUCUUUCUAUUUUAUGACUUGACUAAAGAGAAUGCAACAGGGGCCCUCCGCCUCGGUUUCUCUCUUCCUUGGUCCUCUUUCAUGGUCUUGGUAUGUGCUCUGUGUCCUUGCUCAAGCUCUGCUUCCUUGGUAUGUAUUUAUAAUGUUCUUAUUGAUAGUGUGCUCUGUGGCCCAGCAGCAAGGUAGACACGCAAAUGGAACAGUAGGACGCGCUCGCCGCUGGGCUAGCAACACACAAUACUAUUCCGCUGCUUUAAAAGCUACAUGAACUACGUCGUACAGGGUGCUGUAAACACAAACUUCCUGUUUCAUCUGGAAGUGAUGUCCAACUGACUUAGAUCGAGGUUACAGAUUAAUGCAGAGUGUGCAACCCCUCUUAGCACGGUAGGGCAGGCUCUAUUGGAUAGAGUGUAUGUCAAUCAGAGGGCCAUCUGGUAGGGCAGGCUCUAUUGGAUAGAGUGUAUGUCAAUCAGAGGGCCAUCCGGUAGGGCAGGCUCUAUUGGAUAGAGUGUAUGUCAAUCAGAGGGCCAUCUGGUAGGGCAGGCUCUAUUGGAUAGAGUGUAUGUCAAUCAGAGGGCCAUCUGGUAGGGCAGGCUCUAUUGGAUAGAGUGUAUGUCAAUCAGAGGGCCAUCUGGUAGGGCAGGCUCUAUUGGAUAGAGUGUAUGUCAAUCAGAGGGCCAUCCGGUAGGGCAGGCUCUAUUGGAUAGAGUGUAUGUCAAUCAGAGGGCCAUCCGGUAGGGCAGGCUCUAUUGGAUAGAGUGUAUGUCAAUCAGAGGGCCAUCCGCAGAUGCGCACAUGCCAUUUGACGAUGUUUACUUCAUUCAGAAUAACAUCUAGCCACAGGAACACAAGCACAGCACCCGUUUAAUCAGUCUCUAAACCACAGCACUGAUAGUGUAACCAGCUAUAGUGUUGUAACCUCACGACUGCUGCUAAACAUCUUAAAGACUCACUUAAAAUGUACCAGAAACUAUAAACAUUAGCACUUUGACUAUUUUUGACAAUCUUUUCCCGGUUCGGGGAGGGUGAGGAAAGUGGGCCGUCCCAAUCCACAAGGCGGUGUGUUGCAGGCUUGCUGACUAUGGGCUUGUGUGAGGGUGCAGAGCAACUAAGGUCUUAUGAAGCAGACAAAUGGUUUAAUAUAACCAAGCAUAUUACCAAUAUUCACUUUGUCUCUUUUUUUUCUUCUUAACAUUGGUGUUGUCUUGCACCGCCUGGUGGAACGGUGAAGCACUACACCAAGUCGGCCUCUCCGCCACAUUCUACAGGCCACGUCCUUUAUCAUGUUUUAUUGUCCCAAACAACUCCACUUCGAAUGGCCACAGUGAGGAGGGUAAUGAGGAACAAACGCCAAGUGUUUAAGUCACACAGUAUUUAUAACCAGCUGUUCAAAACAUCUGGCUGGCCCGGGAGUAGAACAUCCUGAUCGGACCUGGACCCAUGUCCACAAAGCAACUCAGUGAAAACUGGUAGUCUUCCUGCACAUUGGGGUAAAAAUAAAAGCACUGCAUGAAGCCUCAUUAGUCACAGCAAUUAAGUCAGUGAUUCCUUUACCUUGGGAGUUGGAACAGAGGAAUUAUUUGAUAUUUCUAUUUUUGGUCAACCUGUUAACACAUACACAUUCAAGGCUGUCUCUUGCAUGUUGGAAGAUCAUUUCACUCUGCUAAAUUUGUGUGCCUAAACCCUUGUAACCACUGAGCUAAUUAAAUAAUCAGAUUAUAAUAAUAUAUAAUAAUAGUUAGUGAACCUCAUGACCUACGGUUUUGAUUACAAUAUCACACUGGCAUGUUGUUAGAUGCCUACAUUGGAAAUACAUUGGGCAAUUCUGCACCUGGCUAGGUUAACUUCUGAGGUCAGUAAAUAAAAAAGAAUUUGCAGUCACUUUUGGCAAAAAUCUAGUAGAAUGUUGUGACAAAUUUUACUUUUGUCACUUGAUUUUUGAUCUUGCUCCAAAUUCUUCUGGGCAGUGUUUUAUCCUAAAACCUACUAUAAGCUGGGAGUAAAAAAAACAACAACAACAACAACAACAGAUUAACAGGAUUCCUGAGAUGCUUUGUAGAUGCUAGGCCAGGGUUCUCAUGGAGUUUGUUGUCAGGUGUCGUUUUAGAAUGGAUCUGUUAUACACUGAAGGCUGAUUCCCACUGUGACUCCGCAUUCAGGGACCAUCAUCUAUGGUGUCAGAUCCAGGCCUUCUUUCUGUUCUGCAUGGCCCUAAAGUGUGUGAAUCAGACUUUACUGCUACAUAGUGAGGAACAGGCUGACAGUAGAACUUGCCAAACUUCAGUCAUCUUAAGAACUGGGGUUGGUUCACCAAAUUUUUUUUAACAAUGUAGGUCCUCAUGGACUGAUGCAGUAACUGCACUUAGCAGACAGUUACACGCCCAUGGAUUUGUAACACCCGAAUAUUAGAGGGUUACUGCCAUUUAGUAUGUGUGGCAAUGGAAGAAUGUUGGCCUUCAUCUUCAUUCCUUGGUUUUCCCUAAAUUUACACUCAGGCUUGAAAGGGACACCUUUUUUCUGUGGACCCUGGGUCCUGCCGUGCUCUCGUAAAAGAGAUAUUAUGUAUGUAGAAUGUUGAGCGGACCACUUUCUGGGGUAUAUGAGGGCAGGUGAGAGGAGGGGAGGAGGGAAGCAUCUUAAACACAAGGAACAUUCCCUGAAGAGACUUAAAUACAUAGCCCUUCACCUCUCUUCUUUCUUUAUGGAUCUUACAAAACCAUUUUCCAGGAUGGUCUGUCCAUUGUUUGGAGAGUAAUCACAAAUAUUGCAUUUUUUGUAAGUCAUUUAUUUUGUUUUGUUGUCAUGGAUGUUCAGACGAGACAUUUUCUGAUGUUGAAGUUGCUCAAUUUGUUUCAUGCUUCUUGCAAAGGCUGCGCUGUACCUCAGCUUUCUCCUUGAACUGAACUGGGAAGUGGGGGGAGGGGGCUGGAAAGGGGGAUAGUCAGUCCAUGUCAUGACGGAACACUACUGAAUGUUUUAAAACAGUAUGUAAUGGAUAACAGGAAUGAGCACGUGUGAGCAGAGGACAUAUCAAAACAGUCCCUGUUUCCGUCAGUCCGUUUGGUGCCUAAUGAGGACGGCCCCAGUGAGAGUUGUUUAUAUUAUUUAAAUUAUUAAGGUACCACACAAUGGUGAGAUUAAAAAAAUGAUUUCUUUGAAAUGAUUGUGCUCAGUCGGAACAAUCACAGUUAUUAAACAAUUGCUGAAUCGCUAGAGAGCAUGUCCACUACGCUACCAUGUAGUCCAAGGCAUGAAUUUAAGUGACCCUGGUGGCCUACAGCCUAACAGCGAUAUAGACAAGACACAACAACCUACAGCUAUAGAAAAGACACAGCAACUAACAGCUAUAUAGACUAGACAUAACUAACAGCGAUAUAUAGAAUAGACACAACAACUAACAGCUAUAUAGACAAGACACAACAACUAACAGCUAUAUAGACAAGACACAACAAUCCCACAGAUGGAACCGAACAUCUGACCUGAAAAACAAACCUUGGGCGAGGCAGAUGAGGAAAACCUCAUGACAAAAUCAACUGAACAAUCUACAAUCUGAGCAUCUAAAAUGGUGGCUGCCUAGAGAGAAGUGUGAGGCUGGAUGGAUGGAGGAGUGAAUGGAGGAGUGAAUGAACAGAGGUGUGUGUGUUAGUGAGAGUGUGUGUGUGAGGAGUGAAGGGAGAGGGUUAGCCGUGUCUGUGGCGUGAGGGUCCCUCCGUCUGCCCACGCCGCCCUCACCCGGGCCUCUCGUCUCUGAAGUCAGUGCCCGCCCCGUCUUUCUCCCCUUCCUGCCCGAUGUGUGGCAGUGGCUCGCACGAGUGCCAGCCAGCAGCGAAACUAGGCCACUGAACUCUGUCUGCCCUCUAACCCCCCCCACCCCCACCCCCUUAAUCAUACCAAAAAGGCUAAACUCACUACUCGCAAAGCUUUUCACCAUGUGCAUGCACAUACACAAAAUAUAUAUACAGUAUAUUAUAUAUUGUAUAAUCCUCUUUAUCAAAAUAUGCUUCAGGAUCUUUCAGGAGUGGGUCAGAGUAAAUCGCUGUGCCAUGUUGCGACAGAAGCUGCAGUGCUAUCUCUGGCAGACCAUGGGAGGAUUUAUGCUGCGCAGAUUCACUGCAUAUUUCUAUUUAUUCCUCAGCCCCACUCUUAAUCACUGCUAGUACGCACACGCACACGCACAGAGCCUUGUGCUCACACAAUUGAGUAAUCUGCACCUUCUCCACCACAUAGCUGGGCAGCCCAUACCGGUUGAGCCGGUUCAGUAUAGAACCAGCUGCAUCACUGGGCUCUUAAACAGGCCUUCAGGGCUCAUAUAUAGUAAGCUUGUGUGCAUGGCCAUGACAGCCGGAUAUUAGGGCCACCAACCUACAACUGAAUCCCAGGCUGUAUAGUGUGAUAAUGAAAUGCUGCAGUUCCAUCCAUCUUUAGUGGCAGCUUUUUACAUGGCUCCUCAGGCCAGCAUGGUAGGACCACCUCAGUGUCGGACUAACUGUGUGCUGUCCAAGUCAGAUGACGUCACUCGUAACAGGUGUUAAGUAGGCUAGGUUUCCCUGGCAACAGUGGAAUCCUCAGACAUGACUGUCCUCCCCCGACCAAUCCCCUCCAUCCUUUUAUGCCUACACCCCCCCACCCCAUCCAGUGUCUCUUGCUCACUGAAGCCAGAGACAGCGUGUUCUGGUAGCCCAUCUCAGAUCUGUUUGUGCAGCCUUGCCUGUUCAUGACAAUUACACAAAUGCAUCUGGAGCCGGGCUAGUGUUCUAGGCUGCUGUGCGGAGAAAGCUGAAUUUGACACAGAACCAAUUCUAGGUUCCACAUCUUUUAAUAUUAAAAAUAAGCUGUUUGAAUUAUUAACCCUUUGGUCGCAUUUUGUCGUGCCGUGACCUGGACUUAAGUCCCACCUAGGAGUGUUAAUAUUAUAGUGAUAGGCAAAUGGCCAAAAGUUGUAAUUGGAAAAUGACAAUGACAAUUCAUUCUCAAUGGGUAAAUAUAGUUGUUUAAUUUGUUAUUUUUGGGGACCAAGAGCAGUAGCAAUAACUUCAGUGUUGGAUGGAAAUCUUUUAAAAACUGUCUUGAAUCAUGAUCUUCGGGAUUCCUGAAAACCUGCUCCGUCCACCCCCUAUCCUUCUCAUUUGGAAAACAAGCGGUACUUUCCUUAAAGGGUUUCAUAAAAAAUCUAAUUGAAUUUUAUCCAUAAUUAAGCUAUGUAAAUAGUGAAUAACAAAACACAGCAAGUGCUUGACGCCGGCACUAAAUUGUGUCAGCUAGCUAUGUCAGUUUCACUUACAAGGCAUUGACAGAAGUGCCACAAUGGUGCGCAAAGGGUUAAUGCAAGACUAAAGCCACACCAGGCUUGUAUCCAAGUUAUUUUUUUGCACAUUUUGUGAGAUAUUUUAAAUGUCAGUAUUUUUUUUCAAGUGCCUUUUAUUAUAGGUGAAAAUAUAGAAGAUAUAUGAGUAUGAAAAUGAAAUAUAUAUGAAUAUAUAUUUUUUUCCUGGGAUCAUGUUUUUGAGGUUCUUUAACAUGCAUCAUUUGUAGUUGUAAAAGUCUCCAAUUGGUACAACAUAGCUGUGUGCUCCUGUUUUAGAGGAAUUUUAUUACGAUAUUGAUAACGAUGUCAAUGGAGAAAAAAAGGAAUAAAU